AGGCAGCCAUGAUGUAGGCGUAUACUUGGGGGAAAAACGCUGUACAAAUGUAAGAAGGUCUGUACGACAAUGCAAGCUUGUUGUACCAGCUUUAUGUUUUCAAAAGUGGUUGAAAAGGCCAAAAUGUGAGCAGUUAACUGCAGUUCCCCUCAUCCUGUGAAAGCAGAAUGAUGGGCUGCUUUCACAAUUUGCGAAGCUGCAGGUGCAAACAUUGCUGAGGGUUAGCUUUUGGUUACCACAAAACUAGGUCUUUGAAAACUGGUUGUCAGUCCCUUUAACGCAAAAUGUGAAGGUCUGAAAAUACCAUGUCGGUAUGUCUUUAAGCUGUUUUGUGCCACACAUACGUAGAUCUGACUUUCCUGCACUCUAAUGUCACAUCCCCUAAUUAUGCAUUGGAAAUUUGCAUGGGAGUAGAAUUGGUGCGCUUACAAAUGAUAGUGAAAGCUUGGAGAGGUAGUUACUAUGAAACAUAGUUACUGUGCUAAGGUCUAUAAAACACAAACAUGAAAUGCACUGAACAGACAAGACCUGAUGCACUUCGUGUUUGUGUUUCUUCCAGUAACACUUAGGUGUUGUGGAGCACAUUUACAAUUAAAGGGCAUUGCAUCACAAACCUCUUCCAGCAAAAAUGUUUUGCUUUGCACUCAGUUAAAAAUUCACUUCACUUGGCAAUAAAUUAUAUUCUGGUAGUAUUGGUAGAUUUUUCAACUUGAAAACAUUGCCACAUACAAUGCUCAUUUCCAAAUCUCUGGCAAUUUUUGUCUUUUGCAGCGCAAGCACCUCCUGCAAAUAGGAGGGAAGUCAUUGCGCGAGGUGGCAUCGAAUGCCAUGAAGGCUGUAAUGGCGCAGCCCGUCCAAGUGCUUUACAGCUUUCAUAGCAGGAAGGGGAAGAGGGCAUUCAUCAAUUUGAAGUUAUGCCAGAUAGUCACAGAUGUCAUCUGUGCGAAAGGGGGGGGGGCGACCUGACAGAAGCACAGGACUUCAUUAAGAGGUGGUUGCCAGGGUCUGUGGACAGGGGUGGUGGCAGGAAGAGGCGUUUCGCAGAAACGCUUGCAGCAGAGAAGCCCGAUGAUCCCUCCCUUCAGGGCAGGAAUCAUUGCCUGCCCACUGCUGCCCUCUCCCUGCCCCACCCUUGCCCUCAGGUCCCUGGCAAGUCCACCGUCGGCCCCUCCUGUCCGGCUGCUGCUGCCCCUGCUCCUUCCCCUGCUGCAGCCCCUGCUCCUGCAAUUCCUGCCGCCCCUGCCCCUCCUCCUGCUGCUACCCCUGGAGCUGAGCACCCUUACUGAUGCCUGCAUCAGUUCAAGAAUUGUAUUCUAAAUAGUAUUCUAAAUAAAUUAUAUUUUCGUUUAUGCUUUGCGUGUGUCUGCAGGAAGUUUCCUUCCCGCACUUAUUUCCAUCACGUUUCCUUCGCUACUAAU
Messenger RNA from Dermacentor silvarum, 1418 nucleotides. Its product is annotated as translation initiation factor IF-2-like. The transcript is spliced from 2 exons. The record is from RefSeq and is a predicted model, not a curated record. Bases 915 to 1286 code for a protein of 123 amino acids. Lineage: Eukaryota; Metazoa; Arthropoda; Arachnida; Ixodida; Ixodidae.